AUAUGUGGACGAUACUAGAGCCGCUCUUAGGGCAUUAUUAUUCAAAGCGAACAUUACAAUGGGUUGUGCUGUGAUAUGCGGAACUAUUCCUUUGAUUUACAUGCAAUCCGUGGGCGUUGUCUGUCAGUAUCUUCCUGUGGUGGUGUCAGGCUGUGCCCAACUGUUCAUCUUCUCCUGGCCAGCAGACGAUUUAAGAGAAAGCAGUGUACGUUUCGCAAAGUCGCUAAAUGAUGUCCAAUGGUUAGGGAAACCGCGUAAACUGAAGAGCGCCGUUAUAGUUAUGAUGCAGAGGAGUCAGAAAACGCUUCUAAUGACAAUGAGCGGUUUCCUACCACCACUUUCUUUGGAAUAUUUCGCAAGCUUUCUGAGAACAGUAUCAUCCUACUUCAUGGCAACGAAAACUAUGAUUGAGUCUUAA
Eufriesea mexicana is the source of this 418-nucleotide messenger RNA. RefSeq lists its product as uncharacterized. The annotation marks the transcript as partial. Gene Ontology annotation, molecular function: olfactory receptor activity; odorant binding. The record is from RefSeq and is a predicted model, not a curated record. NCBI's taxonomy places the organism in Eukaryota, Metazoa, Arthropoda, Insecta, Hymenoptera, Apidae. The transcript has 4 exons. Gene Ontology annotation, biological process: detection of chemical stimulus involved in sensory perception of smell; sensory perception of smell. Gene Ontology annotation, cellular component: plasma membrane.